CAACAUCACCCGAAGUAUCUGAUGCUGAAGAGAUGCCGAUAGCUAUUCCAUUCGAAGAACAAGACCAUAUAUCUGAAUCACCUGGAAAAAAAUUACUGGUACCAGUUCUUCCUUGGAUAAGUGAUGAGGGAAAUCGUAUUCGCAAUCUUGCAGAUGAAGUAAUCAAACGAACUCGAAUAGAAAAGAUGCAAUUAUUAGUUCCUGUAAAGCCAAAGACUCUUCCGACUUGGGCGUGUAAUCAAGCUGAUUCAAGCGAAUAUUAUGAAAACUUUGAUGAAAUUUAUAACAAUGAUGAAUAA
Molecule: messenger RNA, 299 nt
Organism: Racocetra persica
Lineage: Eukaryota; Fungi; Glomeromycota; Glomeromycetes; Diversisporales; Gigasporaceae
Source: the annotation of a GenBank genome assembly